ACUUUUAUCUACUCCUAUUGAAUUAUAUAUUCAUUAUUCAACUGAUUCUGAGGAAUUAAUAGUCUCUGUUAACCAAAGCCGUGAGUUAUAAUAACUCACUGCUAUAAAUCACUAUUAUAUUAAUCAGAAAAGAUGGCUCUGUGCUUCCAUACUUCUGUGCUUCUAUUUGAUUGGUCGAAAGGGAACAUUCCAUUUUGAUAUUGAGGGGAGGAAGGUCAAUUUAAUAAUUUUGACGUUUUCAAAUUGAAUUGAUAACUAAUUAUUCUGAAAGUUUUGCUGAAAAAGAUGAAUUCAGAUAGUGAAGUCGAAUUACUAUGUACACCACCAGAAAUAAGACAAGCAGCUAACGAUACAAUACAGAAUUUAUUGCCAGAAAAAUCCCAGAACAAAUAUAAAACUGUAUACAAAAAUUUUCAAGAUUGGUGUAGCAAUAAGAACAUCAAGUCAUUUACAGAGAAUGUUCUUUUGGCGUAUUUUAGUGAACUUAGCACAAAAUAUAAACCAUCGUCUUUAUGGACUUUCUACUCCAUGCUAAGAAGCACACUGGACUUAAAUAAUUCAAUCAAUAUAGAGAAUUAUUCAAAAUUACGUGCGUUUCUCAAACGACAAUCAGAAAAACAUGUAGCAAAAAAGGCAAAAACUUUUACGCCAGAACAACUUAAUAAUUUCAUAAACGAAGCUCCCGAUGAGAAAUAUCUGGCGACAAAGGUUGCUUUAAUAAUGGGCAUUAUGGGUGCUUGUCGUGCAGCAGAAUUGCACUCUAUGCAAAUAACAGAUUUAGAAGAUCAUGGAUCUAUUUUUAUGGUCAAUGUACCAAACACAAAAACAAAAAUUGCCAGAAAAUUCACUGUUACGGGAAAUUUUUAUACAAUCGUAAAGAAAUAUUUAAAUCUUCGUCCUACAGAUAUAUCGCAAACGAUAUUUUUUCUUAAAUUCCAAAAUGGAAAAUACCACUCACAUAGAAUUGGAAUUAAUAAAUUUGGAGCAAUGGGGAAAGACAUUGCCACAUUUUUAAAAUUACCCGACUGUAAUUUAUAUACAGGGCAUUGUUUUCGCCGCUCGUCGGCAACUUUAUUAGUAGAUGCUGGAGGAGAUAUAACGGCACUGAAACGCCAUGGCGGUUGGCGAUCAACUACUGUGGCUGAGGGGUAUAUUGAUAAUUCUGAAAAGAAUAAGGCAGAUACUGCAAAUAAAAUAUACAGUUCUAUAACACCUCAACCAGUUAGUACCUCAACAAAAUAUAUGCAACAAACAGAAACAGAAACAAUCAACUUGCAAAAUUCAGCCCCACAUAUUCAGUUCAAUGGUUGUUCAAACUUUACUGUCAAUUUCAUUAAUAAAUAAACAUGUUAAGUAAUUACAACUGAAAUUUUUAUAGCAUUGAGACUAUAAGAUUUGUUAAUAAAGUUCUUUAUUUG
Harmonia axyridis is the source of this 1418-nucleotide messenger RNA. RefSeq lists its product as uncharacterized. The transcript has 2 exons. NCBI's taxonomy places the organism in Eukaryota, Metazoa, Arthropoda, Insecta, Coleoptera, Coccinellidae. Gene Ontology annotation, biological process: DNA integration; DNA recombination. The coding region runs from base 286 to 1344 and encodes 352 amino acids. Gene Ontology annotation, molecular function: DNA binding. The record is from RefSeq and is a predicted model, not a curated record.